Pantherophis guttatus is the source of this 2225-nucleotide messenger RNA. Lineage: Eukaryota; Metazoa; Chordata; Lepidosauria; Squamata; Colubridae. The record is from RefSeq and is a predicted model, not a curated record.
UCUCUCUCUCUCUUUCUCCCUCUUUCUGCAAUAAAUCCAGCUUAAAGGACGACAGCAGAAGAGCCUCAGAAGGAUUAAAGAAAGUCUGUAUAAUACAGACGCCGGCACCAAAGCGCAGAAGAGGGAGGAAGGAAAGGGAGAAGGAGGGUGGGGGGGAGAGAAGAGAAUAAAAUAAAAUAAAAUAGACAGGCGACCGAGUGGGGAGGAGAAGGAGGAGGAGGAGGAGUUGAAGGUUUGCAUCCCAAACUCCAAUCUGACUCUUCCAUUCGGGCGAGAACCACAAAAUCAGCCUCAUCCGUCCAUCCGCUGGGUACCACUUGGCAGCAUCUUCCUUCUCCAGCUUCUCUCGCUCUCUCUCUCUCUCUCCCUCUGUGGUCCUCUUCAGGUUUUUUGUUUUUGUUUUUUUUUCCUCCCUCUGGUCCGCCGGGCACCCAGCGAUGGAUGCCACCCGCCCCAGACGCUUCCGUGCCCCUUUUCUGCCUCUGCUCCCCUCCGGAGCCUCCUCGCCGAAUGGGAGGCUGGCGUCUUUUUGAACCAGAUGGCGUUCAGAUUCAGAGGGGAAAGGGAAACACAAUGUGCUGCCUGCUGUUGUCGCUUUGCUUUCUAUUCAGCAAACUCCUCGAUUAUGCUGCUUUGGGCUACCUCACGGUCAGUAUUGAGCCUCUUCCUCCUGUGGUCGUGGGCGACGCCGUGACCCUGAAAUGUAACUUCAAGACCGACGGCAGAAUGAGAGAAAUCGUCUGGUAUCGGGUUACAGACGGUGGCACCAACAAACAGAAAAUCUUCACCUUCGAUGCCAUGUUCUCCACCAACCAGUCACACAUGGAGAACUACCGUAAGAGGGAGGACCUGGUCUACACCAUGACUGUCCAGCUUCCCGAAGUCCGAAUUUCGGACAACGGACCGUAUGAAUGUCACGUGGGGAUUUACGAUCGGGCGACUCGUGAGAAAGUGGUCCUGGCCUCGGGCAACAUCUUUCUCAACGUAAUGUCGCCUCCCACAUCCAUCUCGGUCAUUGCUGCGGACACCCCAGCUCCAUUCAGCCGCUACCAAGCCCAGAACUUUACCUUGGUCUGCCUUGUCUCUGGUGGAAAACCUGCUCCCACGGUUUACUUUAAAAGGGACGGAGAAUUGAUACAGGGUAUCGCUCUGACGGAGCCGCCGGUUAACGCCGCCGGGUUGCAGGACAGCCGAGCUGCCCGGAACCUCUUCCAUCGGGACUUAGACGACACCAAGAUGCAGCGGUCCCUCUCGCUGCUGAACGUGGAAGACCGGGGCGGGAGGCUCUACACCGAGGAACCCUUCCAAGGCCUCACUCCCGACCGGGGACUGUUGCUCAGCCCUACCACCGAGAAUAUUCCCGAGACUGUGGUGAGCCGGGAGUUCCCGCGGUGGAUCCAGAAUGCCGAUCCCACGUAUUUCUUCCACCACACCCACAUCCCCAUCAGCGACGGCACCGUGGAGGUGCGGGCCAUGCUUAUGUGGACCCUUAAUCCUCAGAUAGACAAUGACGCGCUCUUUAGUUGUGAGGUCAAGCACGAUGCCCUCUCAAUGCCCAUGCAGUCCGAAGUGACUCUAGUGGCUCCAAAGGGUCCCAAAAUUUUGAUGACCCCAACAAGAGCCCGCGUCGGAGACACGGUCCGUAUCCUGGUCCAAGGGUUUCAGAACGAAGUCUUCCCCGAGCCCAUGUUCACUUGGACCCGUGUCGGGAGCCGGCUCCUGGACGGCAGCGCCGAACACGACGGAAAAGAGCUGGUGUUGGAACGCGUGCCGGCUGAACUGAACGGCUCGAUGUACCGCUGCACGGCGCAGAAUCCUUUGGGCUCCACCGAUACCCACACCAGGCUGAUAGUGUUCGAAAACCCCAAUAUUCCAAGAGGAACAGAAGACUCUAACGGUUCGCCGAGUCGCCAGUGCGGCUUCAGACUAUUUCUGGCUAUCUUCUUUACAGUCACUUUGGAACUGACGUGAAAGGAAGGGGGUGAAUUUUAGCAAUCCGGGUUCUCCUUUCCCUGCACCCCCCCCCAAAAAAAAAACAGCUCCGCCAAGCCUCCAUGUCUCCGUGGAUCGACUUUUUUCUAUUCUUUUCCUUUCUACCUUCUUUUCCUUUCCUUUUCUAAAUUAUUUACAGUCUUGUUAUCAGCCUCUUGCUCUCCGUGUCUCUGGCUUUGUCAUCCCGUUUAAUUAAAAACAAACAAUACAGAAAAACCUACCGACGGUAACUG